GCCACCGAACCGAGUCGCCGGCCGAGGCUGCUUCCGGCCAAACCCGUUGGGGGCUUCGCGCCUUGGCGUCAUCCUGUCAGGCCUGUUUCUCUUGAGGGGUCAACUCAUCGGGAAAGCGAGCACGCGUUCAGAAACCUUAAAAACCUGGGGAGGAAAAAGGAGACCAAACAAGAGGCCCUUUCUGCUCGCAAUGCCCUCAAAACGUUUGUUUUUGGAAUGAAGCAGAAGGAAAUCCUCUGAACUUUCAGCUAACAACCAAGCUCUGACCUGAGUGACCUCUCUGUCUCUGUCUCUCUCUGAGGCCAAAACAAACACUUGUGACUUCGUGAAGAAAUCAAGCACUUGUGACUUGUCAAUGAGCUUAACCUGUAUAUAUAGAAGCAAGACGUGGCACCGCCCACCGCCCAGCUAGCAGGAAGCGACAUGACCCCCGAUGCGGCCUUCGCGCUGGAGAUCGCCGUGGUGUCCGGCCUGGUGGUGCUCAUCGUCGCCAUCGUCGUGGCCUCCUCGGGCGCCUGCCGCGACCCUGCGGCCGGCUCGGGGCGCGCCGCCGCGGUGCACGACGUCGAGCGCGCGCUCGGGACCGACACGCUCGUGACGUACGACCAGGCGAGGGCGGCCCUUAAGGGCAGGAGGGCGUCGGCGGAGGGGGAGGAGGAGGCGCCGCCGUCCUGCGCCCUCUGCCUGUCGGAGUACGCCGGGGGCGACGAGCUGGUGCGGGUGCUGCCGGCGUGCGGGCACUUCUUCCACGCGGAGUGCGGCAUCGACUGGUGGCUCCGGAGGCGCGGGACGUGCCCGUACUGUCGAGCCGAGCUGCGGCCGCUGCCGAGGCCGCCGCGCCCGGAGUGCCCGCCGAUGCCGCCGCGAGCGGGCGGCGCCACGGUGGGCUGGUAGUACUGUAGUAGUGGGUGAAUUUUGAUCGGCUGGUAGGAUUUCUGCAGCGGAGACGGAGACAGUGAACUGGCGUACUUCGAAGUUCGAAAUUUUGUAUGUGAGCAUUUUCCCUAAAAAAUUAUAUGUACGACUUUUCGUUAAAACAAGAAUCUAUGUAGGCCUUUUCGUUAAAAA
Molecule: messenger RNA, 1068 nt
Organism: Panicum virgatum (switchgrass)
Lineage: Eukaryota; Viridiplantae; Streptophyta; Magnoliopsida; Poales; Poaceae
Product: E3 ubiquitin-protein ligase EL5-like
Exons: 1
Coding region: 424-894 (156 amino acids)
Source: RefSeq, a predicted model, not a curated record